AUGGGCAGAGAAUCAUCUGCAGCCGCCUCGUCGUCGUCGUCGUCCACGGCACCCACGCAGCCGGCGGCACCACCGCCAGCCGCCAACAACAACAGCAGCACGCUGCAGGCCCAAGCGCUGCUCGACCUCGCGCGGCUGCGGCCCGACGAGCUAGCAGCCGCGGUCGCGGCCGCCUCGGCAUCCUCGGGCUCCAAUCUGAGCCCCGACCUCGUUCGGCUGUCCGAUAUUGUGACCCACGCGACCAUGGUGCUUUCGCAGCCAUCAGCCCAAGCCUCGAGCUCGUCCUCGUCUUCUGGCGCCGGCGGAGGCCCGAGCGGACCAAAGAAAUACACACGCUCACGACGCGGCUGCCUCACCUGCCGCAGCCGCAAGGUCAAGUGCGAUGAAGUCCGGCCCCGCUGCCUCCGCUGCGCGGGCAUGGGACGCGAGGUAAGUGGCAGUGGCUGCCAAUGGGACAAGGACGACAAAGCGGGCAACAAGGGCAGCGAGCCACGACAAGCGAGCCAGGGCGGCCGCGCGGCGCGGCGCAAGCAGUCUGACAAGCCGGCAGACAGCGUGAGCCCGCCCUUGAAGGCGAGCGCGAGCACCAGCACAUCCGGGAGCACAGGCACGACGAACGGCAACCCGCUGGCGCGGACCGACUCGGGGGCGAGCACGACGAGCCCGACCGGCCCGUCGACCGGCGGCGCGAGCGAGGCCGCCGUCGCGGACGGGCUGUCGCAGGCGCUCGCAGAGGACCCGGCGCUGACGGCCGCGCUGGCCGAGCUGGUCGCGCUCGCGCCGACGCUGCGCGAGCACCUGCCUGCUGCUGGCGCUGCCUCGGCGCCGUUCGCGAGCGGCACCCUCGCGGCCGACUUUGCCGCGUGGCCUGGGGCGGCGCUCACGCUGCCCAUCCAGCCGAGCCCCGCGCACUCGCCGCGCAGGGCGAGCGCCGACGACGAGCGUGCGGUACGCGGCGGCGGCGGCGGCGGCGCGGCGAGCCCGCGCUGGGACGACUUCUUGGCCGCGACCAGCCCGUUUCCCUGGGUCCCGGGACAGAACGAGGGAGGAGAUAAGGCCGUCGCCCCGGCUCGGGAUGCCGACGCGAUGGACGUCGAGGACGUGGUCGAGCUCGCGAGGACAACAGAUACCGAUCGCCGCGGCAAUAUCCAGCUGUCCGAGGUCGCUGCUGCCCAGUCCAUGUCGGCAAUGCCGCUGCCCACUGCCGCGGCCGGUGAUGCCAAUCUCUCGCUUACGCUGGGCCAGAUUGCAGCGCGGCGACGGACCAACCCAACGGGCAGCGGCACGCCGGCAGCGCACAGCGGCGGGCGGCCGUCAAAUCCAGCGACGUUCGAGCUCGUCGCCGGCCCGCAUGCGCCGCUGGACCCAUUCAUGCACGCGUUCCCGACUGCGUCGGCGCGCAACCUGUUCAAGCACUACGUCGACAGCACGUCGAGCAUCGUGACGGCCAUGGGGCGGAUCAAGCCGGGGCAAAACCCGUUCCUUGCCGUCUCGCUGCCACUCGUGCUGUCCGACACGAGCUCGCCGGCGUGUGCGGCGCUCCGGUUCUCCCUGCUCACCACGUCGGCGGUGCACAUCCUCCACCUGCGCGGCGGGCAGGCGCGUGACGUCGCCGAGCUGUGCGACCGGCUCAAGCGCCUCGCGAUCGGCUACACUGUCAUGUCGCAGGCGAGCGAGAAUGCCGAGGACGCGGAUCUUGUGCUCGCCGCGUGCUGUAUCCUCACUACGCGCGACGUGCUCAACGCCGACACGACAUGGCGCAACAACUUUGACUUUGCGAUUUCCUGUGUCCGCCGUCGCGGUGGCCCAGAGCAGCUCCUCGCUCGCGACCCGACGAGCUUCACCAAGCGCUUUGUGCUCGAGCAGCUUGCGACCCACGAGGUGUUCUCGUGCUUUACGACUGGCAGCGAGCCGACGCUGCUGAUUCCCAACUCGGCGUGGUGGUUCGACAUUGAGCGCAGCUCGCGUACCGGCUGGGAAUGGGAGAGUGUCGAGAACCAGUUUGGUAUCUCGCGGGGUAUGGUCGAGGUGGUCGCAAGGAUAUGCGCACUCUGCGCCCGCAAGAAUCGCCUGGGGCCGGGCGCAUCGCUCGACGACCCCGACCUCGCGCCGGUCGCCUCGUAUCUGCGUACCGAGGCCGAGGCCAUCAUCUCCGAGCUGGACCUGUUCGGUGUCGCGCUGCGGUCGCUGCCGUUCCACCAGCGCGUCCAGCUCGGAGACCACAUCUACCGCAUGGCCAUGAGCCUGCACCUCAUGACCGACGUGCUGGGCCUGCCAGCCGAGCACCCGCGCGUGCGCGCGCUCGUGCCCGCCGCGCUCGAGCUGUGCUCCGAGAUCUCGAUGCAGCCCGUCAUGCUGGUCUGGCCGCUCAUGUUCAUCUCACGCGCGUCGACCAAGGACGAGCGCGAGUGGAUGCAGAGCCUGCUCAAGACGUACGCCGGCGAAUACUGCCGCGAUCUGCAGACGGCCGACGAGCUCAUCCACGAGCUGUGGCGGAGGCAAGACGCGGGCGAGGCGCCCGCAAGCUGGCACGAGCUGAUGCAGGACACGGGGAAGAGCGUGUUGUUGAUUUAGGGAGCGCUGGGAAUUAAUAUUAUGCCACGCCCGGC
Messenger RNA from Vanrija pseudolonga, 2609 nucleotides. Its product is annotated as Aspercryptin biosynthesis cluster-specific transcription regulator atnN. The transcript is spliced from 4 exons. NCBI's taxonomy places the organism in Eukaryota, Fungi, Basidiomycota, Tremellomycetes, Trichosporonales, Trichosporonaceae. The coding region runs from base 1 to 2574 and encodes 857 amino acids. The record is from RefSeq and is a predicted model, not a curated record. Gene Ontology annotation, cellular component: nucleus. Gene Ontology annotation, molecular function: zinc ion binding; transcription cis-regulatory region binding; DNA-binding transcription factor activity, RNA polymerase II-specific. Gene Ontology annotation, biological process: positive regulation of transcription by RNA polymerase II.